Molecule: messenger RNA, 1047 nt
Organism: Salvia hispanica
Lineage: Eukaryota; Viridiplantae; Streptophyta; Magnoliopsida; Lamiales; Lamiaceae
Source: RefSeq, a predicted model, not a curated record
AUGAAUUAUCCAUCCAAAUCCAUCCUUAUCCUCCUCAUCUUCCACUCCAUUUUCUUAGGGUUCGAGAUUCGACAAUCCCGAGCUUGCCACCCUACGGAUAGAGAGGCGCUACUCGAAAUCAAGAAAAAAAUCACUUCCGAUCCAUCGGAAUUGCUUGGCUCUUGGAUUCCAAGCAAAGAUUGUUGCACUACAUGGAAGGGAAUCAAGUGCGACUCUUCAACGGGUCGAGUCAUCGCUUUGACUUGUCUCGGAUCUUUUUACGACGAAGCUAAUGUGCUCACAAACACGACAGUGUCCGGAACAUUGUCCCCGUUUCUUGGAAAUCUCUCUUCCCUUCAAUCUCUCACCCUGUCCGAUCUGAAAAACUUAACGGGGCCCAUCCCGUCCGAAUUAGGAAAGCUUACUGACUUGCGCCAAAUGUUUCUCGAUAGAAACAGUCUCGAAGGAUCAAUUCCGAGCACUAUUGAGAGCACGAGUCUACUAGAAGCCCUAGUUCUUAGCCAUAACCAUCUCGUGGGCCCCAUCCCCCUCAAUCUUUUCAAUAAAAAGACAUCACUAACAUACUUGGAUUUCAGCAACAACGAAUUCAGCGGAAGCGUGCCAGAGUCCAUAGGAAACCUAUCCAAUCUCAAGUACUUGUUUCUCACAAACAAUCACCUCAGCGGAAGCAUCCCACCGUCCAUCGGAAACAUAGAGCCCCUCACUUCCAUCGAGCUAUCCAACAACAACCUUUCCGGCCCGAUCCCGGACUCUAUCGGCAACCUUCGACUAGCUCAAACCCUGAAUCUCGAAAACAACGAUCUUAACGGCAACAUCCCCACGAGCAUUGGCAACAUGAUCAGUCUCAACAACAUAUACCUCGCUGGCAACUCCCUCACAGGGAAUAUUCCGGAGGGAAUCUUGAAUAUUAAAAGUCUCGUCGAGUUUAAUAUUUCGUGGAAUCAGUUGAGUGGGAAAAUUCCGCAGCAUAAAUUCGAUUUUCCGGCGUCGGGGUUUGUUGGGAAUCCUGGUUUAUGUGGAGCUCCACUUGCUCCAUGUAAGAACUAA